Microtus oregoni (creeping vole) is the source of this 873-nucleotide messenger RNA. RefSeq names its product MAS related GPR family member G (gene Mrgprg). Gene Ontology annotation, cellular component: membrane. NCBI's taxonomy places the organism in Eukaryota, Metazoa, Chordata, Mammalia, Rodentia, Cricetidae. The transcript has a single exon. The record is from RefSeq and is a predicted model, not a curated record. Bases 1 to 873 code for a protein of 290 amino acids. Gene Ontology annotation, biological process: G protein-coupled receptor signaling pathway. Gene Ontology annotation, molecular function: G protein-coupled receptor activity.
AUGUUCUCCAUAUUCAACAUCUGGGGCACGUUCAUCAGUGUGCUCUUCUACCUCAGCCUCAUCGUCAGCCUGGCGGGGCUGGCGGGCAAUGCCCUGCUGCUCUGGCACCUCGGCCUGCACAUCAAGAAGGGCCCCUUCAACGUCUACCUGCUGCACCUGGCUGCCGCUGACUUCCUCUUCCUCGCCUGCCAGGUGGGCUUCUCUAUCGCUGAGAUAGCCUUGGGCUAUGAGGACGCACUCUACUUCCCGGUCGUCUUCCUAUGGUUUGCGGUGGGGCUCUGGCUGCUGGCUGCCUUCACUGUGGACUGCUGCCUCAACUACAUGUUCCCCUCUUACUGCAGCCCCAGCUGCCGCCCCAGGUACACUUCAGCCGUGCUCUGCCUCCUGAUCUGGGCAUUGACCAUGCCGGCCGUGCUCCUGCCGGCCAAUGCCUGUGGACUGCUGUACAAGGGGCUGAGCGUGUUCGUCUGCCUCAGAUACCACUGGGUCAGCGUCGUGUGGCUAGGGGUGCUGGUGAGCAUGGCCUGUGGGGCCAGCAUGAUUCUCUUGAUCUGCGGGAACUGCUGCUCUUUGCAGCCACCCCCCAAGUUCUGCAAGGUGGCCCAGUGCCUCGGGAUCCUGCUGUUCUUCUGUCGCCUGCCCAUGGUUGUCUACUGGAGCCUGCGGCCGGUCAUAGCAUUCCUGCUCCCCUUCUUCUUGCCAUUGGCCACCCUCCUAGCCUGCGUUGACAGCAGCGUAAAGCCUCUCUUGUACUACAUGAAGGGCAGGCAGCUCAGGAAGAGGGAGCCACUGCGGGUUGUCCUAAACAGGGCUCUAGGGGAGGAGUCCCAGUCAAACCUUGGGGGUCUAUCCCUGCCUAUGAGACAAGCGUAG